AUGGACAUCCAGGGGGUGCUUUUUGGAGCAAGCCUUGUCUUGCGCUGGCCCGUUCGAGCAGGAUCUGGCAGUGGGCGACACAUCAGCAGGGAAGCGCCACGACCGCAAGCGCCUUUGGCUCUUGAGGAGUCGUGA
Messenger RNA from Parastagonospora nodorum SN15, 135 nucleotides. RefSeq lists its product as hypothetical. NCBI's taxonomy places the organism in Eukaryota, Fungi, Ascomycota, Dothideomycetes, Pleosporales, Phaeosphaeriaceae. The record is from RefSeq and is a predicted model, not a curated record. The coding region runs from base 1 to 135 and encodes 44 amino acids. The transcript has 2 exons.